AGCCAUCUACUGUCGAACAUUUUGCAACUGUAAAGUAUAAACUCCAGAAAGCCGCUGGACGGGUUUUCUAGUGAUUUUCUCGAUUUUCCAAGGAUUUUCACGGAAAAUGUCCAAGAAUAAAUUUAUGCACAAAAGGAAUAUUUACCGUCGAGGUCCUGACUUUACGCAACUUGCAAUAAAAUACCCGGAAUUCCUCAAAGUCUGCACAUUGGACCUCAACGGAAGUGCUCAUGUUGAUUUUAAAAAUCCCGAUACCCUUAGGAUUCUGACGACAUGUCUCCUGAAGCGAGACUUUCAGCUAGAUGUGGAGAUUCCGCAAGGUAAGCUUGUACCAACUUUGCCAUUGCGAUUGAACUAUAUCCUCUGGAUUGAGGAUAUCCUGGCCAAGAUCAACAUAACAGACGCUGUGGGCUUGGAUAUUGGCUGUGGGGCUUCCUGUGUAUACCCUCUACUAGGUGUCAAGUGGAAAAAUUGGCGAAUGUACGGGACAGACAUCACGGAAGAAAUUGUAAACAGUGCAAAAGAAAACAUUGCAAGGAAUAAUUUACAGGAGAAAAUCACAAUUUUCCAGCAGCAGGAAGAUGAUCCAAUUUUCUCACGUGUCCUGCAGGAUCUUCAAAACCACACCCUUCACUUUUGCAUGUGCAAUCCGCCGUUCUUCGAGGACACAAGAACCUCUCCGGAAAAUCGAACUGGAAACAGAAGCUCACCAAAGAAUGCUCCAACGGGGAACUCCACGGAACUGUCUUGUUCCGGCGGAGAAGUGGCUUUCAUCGAGAAGAUCAUAGAUGAAAGUGCCAAAGUAAAAGACAGGGUAUCAUUUUUCACCACGAUGAUUGGGAUCAAGCACCAUUUAUCCCAUUUAAUCAGAAAACUUCGCGAAAACGACAUUACAAACUUCAUUGAGACCCAUUUUUGUCAAGGAAACACCACCCGAUGGGGUCUAGCUUGGACAUUUCGUGAUGAUUUACUCCUCAGAAGAGUGCCCUGCAUAAAUCCCAAUCCGACACCAACUGGGAAGGUAGUCAAUUUCUCUUUGACGAACUCAGACGAAGAUUCUGUAAAAUUCAUCAUUGAAAAACUCCGGAAGAUUCUCACUGACCUGGAAAUCAGCAUUGAGAUCCUAGAAGAGACUCUAACCAAGGCAAAUUGGAUUGUUCGAGCUCAGAUAAAUACUUGGUCUCAUCAGAGGAGGAAAAGGCGCCAAAUGCAGCAGAAGAAACCCACUGAAGAAUCACAAUCGCCAGAGAAAAAAAAGAUUCGCCUCGAUGGAAAAUCCAUUCUUGUAGCGGAAGUCUUCCUCAUUCCAAGGGACAACCAAGUAAAACUGGAGCUGGUGUAUCUGGAUGGGGAACUGGGCAGAGAUGGCGUUCAUCAGGUCCUCCAGUACAUCAUGAACAAUUGGCGCAAAAAUGAUCAAAAAGUCAAAGAAAAAGAGGAAGUUAAUGAAGCCUUGAGUCCGGAAGAGAAGCCCGAAGAGACGAGUUUAUAAAUUGUCAAGACGAAAUCACUCUAAGCUAAGAAUUAUGAGAUUAUAAUCAUCUUAAAGAAAAAAUUAAUAAAAGUUGUUGAAAUUCAA
Messenger RNA from Phlebotomus papatasi, 1579 nucleotides. Its product is annotated as U6 small nuclear RNA (adenine-(43)-N(6))-methyltransferase. Bases 107 to 1492 code for a protein of 461 amino acids. The record is from RefSeq and is a predicted model, not a curated record. Gene Ontology annotation, biological process: rRNA base methylation. Gene Ontology annotation, molecular function: 23S rRNA (adenine(1618)-N(6))-methyltransferase activity. The transcript is spliced from 2 exons. Gene Ontology annotation, cellular component: nucleus. Lineage: Eukaryota; Metazoa; Arthropoda; Insecta; Diptera; Psychodidae.